GGACAGCAGUUGUGGUGUUAGACUGACUAUCGACUGGUUUGAACGAAAUCAAUGAGGUUAUUCGUGGAGCGCAAAAGCCUACAACUCCCAUGAUGCCCCGGGCCGUAAAGUACGUAGGUGUUUCCGGUGUCCUGUAAGAUUUUACUUCCCUCUGCUCGGAUCGACGCGACAAACCCAAGAAAGAAGACGUUUCAAACUACCGAAUGUCGUAAAAUACAGUCGUCUGUUUAGCUACACUUCGUUAAAUGAACAUUUAAAAGUGUGCAGUAUGUGGUGAGCUGUGGCUGAAAAAGGAAGAACCGUCGGAUACGUUGAUCGAAGCUUUAGGCCUAGCAAAUAAAGUUUGGUCGAGGGCCUGUAAACAACAUGUCCUCCACAUCGCAGCCCUCCUCGAGGCGGCAAUGGUGCUACCUCUGCGAUCUACCCAAGAUGCCCUGGGCCAUGUUGUGGGAGUUUAGCGAAGCCGUAUGCCGGGGAUGCGUCAACUACGACGGCGCGGAUAGAAUCGAGCUCCUUAUUGAAACCGCCAGACAACUGAAGAGUACACAUGGAGUUUUGGAGGGCAGGUCUCCUGGCCCACAGCAGAGCAAACCCAGUUCGACUGGGUCCAUGGAAGCCGGGCGACCGCAUGGAGAACGUCUCGACAGGGGGAGGGGUGAGUACGGGGUAUCAGCUCGCCUGCCUAAUGGUCUGCACAGAGCUGAGGAUGUCGCGUUAUCAGAAAGCAGCCGACAGAGCCCGAACACUCGCAGGGCGAUGGCUGGGGCCGUUCCGAGUCUCCACGGAACGAUAUCCCAUGCGUUGAUUGCACAGGGGUUAGUCGCGUCCCCACAUGGUCUCCUAGCGCCAAUAUCUGGAUCCAGAUCGGGGGGCAAUCCCAUUUCGGUCUCAGCUGGCCCCAUCAUGAGCGACGCUUCCAGAAGACAGGCUGUGGCUCUGGGCGUGGGUGCGAGCACGUCUGCUCUGGUGGGCAUCGAUCCAGCGGCGUGGAGGAACAGCGAAGUGAUGGCUGAACUCAAUGAAGUGGCACGCAGCAAGGUGGAAGGCUGGCCAAACAGACCGAAAGUUGUCAGGGAUGUUCUUCUGGCUCUAAGUACCUGUGUUCCCUUUACUGUGCGCUUCCGGAAAGACCACAAUCUCUUGGGCAGGGUUCUGGCCUUUGAUGCCAGUGCCACCGCGGAGUUCGAGCUCAAGGUUUUUGUGGAGUACCCUAUUGGUUCCGGGAUGAUAUUUUCGGGAGUUCCGGACCUGGUCAGGCAGAUGUUCCGUGACUCCGCCAAGGAUGCCGGUAAAGCGGUGAACUCUGGCUUACGCUACGUGGAAUACGAGAAGCGACAAGGGAGCGGAGACUGGCGGGGGUUGUCUGAGCUUUUAAAUGACGGCGUGCGCAUGUUUAAGGAGCCGCCCAUCCCCGAAGUUCUUCCGCAGCCUGAUCCCGUUUUGCCCAUGGCGGUGGCCGCCCGUUCUGGACCGGCCAAGAGCACAACUCGGCGCCGCAAAGCCUCUCCGGGCUCAGAGAAUGGCGAGAGUGAAGGCAGAACCGAUCACCCCUCCAGAGAGGUGUGGUCCAGAGGCGCUUACCCGGGAAUGGAACCUCUUCCGGGAAUGGCCGUCCCUCCAGACGCCCCCCCUCGUUUACACAGCCAGCCCUCACCCAUGUCUGCGCUCAUGGGGGUAACCGACAGCCUAAGCUCCAGCCAGGUAGCCAGAGCCAGCCCCGGCAUGUCCUCAGCCCACUCCUCCACGGCCGGGCGGGCCGCCACAAGCAGCCCCUCUGCCGCCACCGCCUCCACCUCAGUCUCUCAAGUGCCCGUGGGCCUGAGCAGCAGCACGGGUAGCGGGGAGUCGACCAGCGGUGGGAGUCAGGGCACCCUGCUCUGCUGCACUCUUUGCCGAGAGCGCCUGGAGGACACCCACUUUGUCCAAUGUCCCUCUGUCCCGCAUCACAAGUUCUGCUUUCCCUGCACCAGAGGUUUCAUCCGCAGCCAGGGCCAAGGAGGAGAGGUUUACUGCCCGAGCGGAGAGCGCUGUCCCCUGGCUGGAUCCACUGUGCCAUGGGCCUUCAUGCAGGGCGAGAUCUCCACCAUUCUGGCUGGGGACGGAGACGUGUCAGUAAAGAAAGAGAGUGACCCUUGACAUCACCGUCCUCUGAGCAGCGAGGAUGUUGUUGAUGAUCCCAAAGCACUUCCUUACCACGUCAAGCAGAGUCUGCCCUCUCUGCAGUUCAACAUGUGCCUCUCAGCGACUGAAGAGCUCCCACGUCAAAAGAGGAUGAGACUGCUGGCUUAAAGGACACACAAGACUCGUGCUUUUCAUCAGGUCAUUUUCAAUGUCUACAAUUGAAAGCACACCCUUUUUGAACAACUGAAACAAAAACAUUUUUUUUUAUGUUGGCAAGUAUCUUUGGUUCAAAUCGAUACUGAUCGUUUGACCGAUAUAUAUGCUCCACAAACAAAAAAAAGAAUGUCAAAAAUGUUCUGUUCUCAAAAGAGCAAUUUUUUUCUUUAAAACCCAGGAUUGAGUUUAUGUAAUCUUACUUUGUCUCAUAUAGGUCUGUCAGAUCUGUGAAUUUCCUUUCAAUAUGGCUGUAAUUUCUAUUUUUGAUACAAUUCAAAGUUCAUUCAUUCUUGUUUUGUUAGUAGUAAUAAGACCAAAGAUGGCAUCGUACUCAAGUGUCAUUUAUUUUAUUUUUGUGGUGUGUAUGUUGUGUGAUAACCAGGCCACCAGUCACUUAAUUUCUUUCACUGACGUAAGCUUUAUUUACUUUCUGAAAAAAAUUGUAUACAAGAUAAUUAGCACCACAAUCUUCAAUAGUUACCAACAUACUUGUGAUCUCAAUGGAUCAAAUUCAACAGUAAAUUGCAAAGUACGGUAGUUGAAUUGCUGUCUGCCUGUCUUUUACUGUUUAUAUCUGUCUCAGAAUUGCUACAGAUCCUCAGAUUAAAACUUUUUUUUUUUUUUUUUUACAAAUUUUAUUCAAUAAAUACCAACCAAAACCCA
This is a messenger RNA of Hippocampus zosterae (dwarf seahorse), 3000 nucleotides long. RefSeq names its product interferon regulatory factor 2-binding protein 1-like. Gene Ontology annotation, cellular component: nucleus. Gene Ontology annotation, molecular function: transcription corepressor activity. Lineage: Eukaryota; Metazoa; Chordata; Actinopteri; Syngnathiformes; Syngnathidae. Bases 367 to 2136 code for a protein of 589 amino acids. The record is from RefSeq and is a predicted model, not a curated record. The transcript is spliced from 2 exons. Gene Ontology annotation, biological process: regulation of transcription by RNA polymerase II.